This is a messenger RNA of Hyaena hyaena (striped hyena), 1783 nucleotides long. RefSeq names its product ArfGAP with dual PH domains 2 (gene ADAP2). Lineage: Eukaryota; Metazoa; Chordata; Mammalia; Carnivora; Hyaenidae. Bases 71 to 1216 code for a protein of 381 amino acids. Gene Ontology annotation, biological process: positive regulation of GTPase activity. Gene Ontology annotation, molecular function: GTPase activator activity; phosphatidylinositol bisphosphate binding. The transcript has 11 exons. The record is from RefSeq and is a predicted model, not a curated record. Gene Ontology annotation, cellular component: intracellular membrane-bounded organelle; plasma membrane.
UGCAGCGCCAUGGGCGGCCGCCGGCAGGGGGGCGGCAGGGCUGAGCCCCGCUGAGCCCACCGGGCCGGCCAUGGGCGACCGCGAGCGCAACAAGAAGCGGCUGCUGGAGCUGCUGCGGGCGGCGGGGACCGGCAACGCUCACUGCGCCGACUGCGGGGCGGCGGAUCCCGACUGGGCCUCCUACAAGCUGGGCAUCUUCAUCUGUCUGAAUUGCUCCGGCGUCCACCGCAACUUCCCAGACAUCAGCAGAGUUAAAUCCGUGCGCCUUGACUUCUGGGAUGACAGUACCGUGGAGUUUAUGACCCACAACGGGAACUUCCGUGUGAAGGCCAAGUAUGAAGCCAGAGUCCCUGCUUUCUACUAUAUCCCCCAGGCCAACGACUGUCUGGUCUUAAAGGAACAGUGGAUUCGAGCAAAGUAUGAAAGACAGGAAUUUAUGGCUGAUGGGAAAACCAUCUCACCCCCAGGCGAUCGAGAAGGGUUCCUGUGGAAGCGGGGAAGAGACAAUGCACAGUUCCUGAGAAGGAAGUUUGUUCUCCUGGCAAGGGAAGGCCUCCUGAAGUACUACACUAAAGAAGAGGGUAAAGGCCCCAAAGCUGUCAUCAGCAUCAAAGACUUGAAUGCCACUUUCGAGACAGAGAAGAUAGGGAACCCCCACGGGCUGCAGAUCACCUACAGGAGAGAGGGCCGCAUCAGGAACCUGUUCGUGUACCACGAAAGUGGGAAGGAGAUAGUGGACUGGUUCAAUGCCCUCCGAGCAGCCCGUCUGCAAUACCUGAAAAUGGCCUUUCCUGAGCUCCCAGAGUCUGAGCUCGUGCCCCUCAUCACCAGGAACUACCUCAAACAGGGCUUCAUGGAAAAGACGGGUCCAAAGCAGAGAGAACCUUUCAAGAAAAGGUGGUUCGCCCUGGAUCCCCAGGAGCGGAGGCUGCUCUAUUACAAGAACCCACUGGACGCCUUUGAGCAGGGCCAGGUUUUUCUUGGGAGCAGCGAGCAGGGGUACGAUGUCUAUGAAGACCUGCCCAAGGGUAUCCGAGGGAACCGCUGGAAAGCCGGCCUCACCAUCGUCACCCCCGAGCGGAGGUUCAUCUUCACCUGCCCCAGCGAGAAGGAGCAGCGGGAAUGGCUGGAGAGUUUUCAGGAUGUCCUCUCCCGCCCCUUGACGCCCCUCAACUUCCUCACUGCAUCAACAGAGGGUGGCCACGGCUACAGGUGACCCAUUAGCUGAGGAGCUGGCCACUGGUCACCUGGAGCUUGUGGUGGGAAGGACAUGUUCUUACCUUGGCCUUGGUUGCCCAGCUGGAGGGCCCCAUAGUCAACAGCCAUCGCUGGCCAUGAACUCUGCCCAAGACUGAAGCUUUGACCUUUACCUGUUGGCUCCCUGGGCCUUCCCACUGCCCAGCCCUGGGGGCUUUGGGGAUCUGGCACAUGUCCUCAAGGCCCAGGACAUCUGAAAUGAAGGCACUGCAGUGGAAAGCCACCCACCGUGUCACGCAAGUGGCAUUCUUGCUCAGAGAGAAAAAAAGUUUAAUCUGGAUGGAACCAUGAGGAACUGAUCAGACAAAUUCACAUUAGGGACAUUCUAAAACAACUGGACUGGACCUUUCAAAAGUGUUCGUAUCAUGAAAGAUAAUGUAGUAAGGAAUGUGUUAGAUUCGAAAAGACUAAGGAAGCAAGAAAGUGCAAUUUGUGAUUCUUGAUUGGAUCCUGGGUUUUUAUGAUUUACUUAUCUUUUUAAAGAUUUUUAUUUUUAAGUAAUCUCUACACCCAAUGUGAGGCUCGA